CAGAAGAGAACUCCGUCGCCCGGCGGGCAGAAAUAACGCGCGGUCGCUCGGCAACGCGUAUGCACGCUGUCCGACCCUUUCUCAUUUUCCAUCUCCGCCUCUUCGGCGAAGCAAAUGCCUACGAUUGGAUACGCUUCAUUGUCGCUCAAAAAUGAACAGCCAAUCAUCUUCCAAAACAUGGAGGGCGGGAUUUCGGUUCCAUCCAAUAGCGUGCCAAGGAUGGAGGGGCAUUUCCUUUGAGUGCCCGCAGAGCUGAAUUGACUGGGAAUACAAAUGUAAAAUUCAACCCAUGAUAGGGUGACGGAGGUGGGGAUAGAGUACAUCUAGCCAAUGGCUAUAAGAAAGAGGUGGGUUUUAAGGGCACCCGUUCCCAAUGCUUUUUACGGAGUGGUCUAAUUCUGAAUGUCUAAUCCAAUGGGCAGCAAGAGAGAGGAUGACUGAUAGAAGGCUAUUUCAAACAGGAGUACAGAAGAGGUGGGGCGUGUUAGAAACAAGCCAAUUAGCUUCAGGAAUAGUUGAGAGUGACAUCCUAGGCAGCCAAUAGCAUUUGAGCCGCCCCUGCAAGGCGUCUGCGCGAACCCCGCGCACCCUUCAGAGCCGAAGCCGGGAGGUAAGAUGGCGGCCGCCGACGGAGAUGACUCCCUUUACCCUAUUGCUGUGCUGAUCGAUGAGCUGCGGAACGAAGACGUUCAGGUACGGCUCGCGUCAACCGAGGCCUCCCUGGGCGUAAGGGAAAGCGACCGGAGUUUAUUCGGGCAGCCGGGGCCCGAAAGCCGCGCCUUGGGUUACAGUAGCCAAUCAGCGGCCGCUUUUCAUCCGAGAACCCCGCGUGUGAGCGAUCAGAAGCUCAACCGGAUUGGCUGUAAGGAUUUUCAUUUGAGAAGGCGAGGAGCAGGGUGUUGGCUAAUGGAAGGGUCCGUAUUAUUCAGUGAGACUCCCCUUCGUCCGUGUUGCGAGCAGCCACGUGAUUGGCUGGGCGACCUGUUUGUCUAGUAUGGGGGUUAAUCAAAACAAUCAGGAGGAGGGUCGCCUUUUCCUUUAAUAAAUAUAUUGAUGGAAUGGCGAGAGGAGGCUCCUGAUUGGGUCGAGCCUCGCCUAUUUAUUAUACGGGUGUUUCCUGACCAAUCAAGGAAGCGUCUUGAUCUGAUCUCCAGAUGAGGGGUCUCAUGCCCGUCAUGCUACGGCUUUUCCAGGGGGUUGUUAGGCUAAGGACAUAGACGAGGAAGUGGUGCAUAGCUGAUUGUCAUGGAGAGGAGCCAUUCAUGGGGGCGGGGAGAUCUCAGUAGGGGUGCCAUCUUUGAGGUAGCCUUACUAUGUAUGUGGGGUGCGUGACUGCUCCCCUUCUCCCUCUCUCUCUCUCUCUCUUAUCUACUUGGGCUUCUGGUUGUAAGGAAUGCAUAGUUUUGGAAUUUGUGAUUAAUGCUAGCUAGCAUGGUGCCUGCCCAUUGGGAAAGGCUGCAUCCCUCAAUACCUCCCAUAAUAUAGUACUUUUUUUGGUGAUACAAUAGAUGUGUUUGGGCCUCAAUAGCUUAAGUGAUGGAAUUGUUUGAGGGCUAGCAGAGGUGGCAACCGAGGUGCAUCUAAAAUAGCUGUUCCUUGGUAUUUUGUAUGUAAAACAGCUACACUGUAAGCUGUUGUUUGUAGAACAACACAGAACAAGGUCUCUGCCCUGAGGAGUUAACAGUCUAAAAGCCAGUAAAGGGUUGGGGGAGGGAAAUGGAAAGGUUCAUUGGAAGAAUACGUACAUGUGCUAUUUCCCAGCUGUGAUUUGAUGUGAUGAAAAGGGCUUCAGGGUGUCACUUAGGGGUUUUCUGUUUUGGAUGUAAAAUGUGUUUAAUUACUUGACGGUUGUAAACCGGCUUCCCUUACUUACUUUUAUCCCUUGUUAUUGUUGUUGAGUCUUACUUUUUAAGCUGUUGUCCCCUGUUGAAUUUAGAGAGUAAGACCUACCUCUUCGUGUAAAUUAGUUUCCCGUGUUACAUUACAUUAAGGUAUUAUAGAAAGGUAUGGGAGAUGGGUGUGUGUGUGCAGUGCAGUGCAUACAUGUAGCAUGAGAUAGGUGUUAUUAAGGCUCUCCAUCUUUAUUAAUUUAGAAUAUUUGUGAGUUGCGCUAUGAGACAUUUUCUAGGGGGCUUGCAAGAAAAAACAAGAACAAGUUAUAAUAAUUUCUGCUAUCAAUAUAGUAACAAAAGCUUCAGAACUAUAUAUAAAUAUAGACUGAGCAGAGGAUCACAACUAUGCAACAUUAAAUUAAAUGCACCACAGAGGAAUUAAAAUUUUGCAGAGUUAUAACAGUAGAUACUAAAAGCCCUGGGGAAAAGGAAAGCUUUUCCAAGUGCUGCAAAUAUCUUAAAAUAGAUGCCUUCUCUGGGGAAGGCACUUCACAGGUGGUGAUGGUGAGGCUGCUGAGAAGGCCUUUCCUUCCUCAUUUGGCAAGAGCCCUUUGAGAAAAGCAUCAGAUGACAACUCAAGGCAUAUGUAGGUACAUGUGGGGAGAGGUGCUCCUUCAGAUGCCAGCGUCAAAAUCAGCACUUAAAAUUGGGCUCAGGGGUGGAACAAAAGUCAGUGAAGAUUUUUAUCAUUUAUUUUAUUCAGUUUCAAUACCACCCUUCAUCCGAAGAUCACAAGGCGGUUUACAAUAUAAAAACAGAAAAAUACAUAUCAUAAUGACAAACAAAAAUAUGAUGGAGUACUGGCAUAAUAUAUACACCUGCCCCAGAUGAUACAGAAUAUGGCUACAGGGGUACUAACUGAAGUUUCAGCUUCAGUUGCAGCUCCUCCACAUAUGAUACACAUUGCAGGAAUAAAUUCAGUAGGUUAUCAGGGCUUGAAAGCUAGCCCAUAUAUGCCCAAGGUCAUAGCUAGUGUGCCAGCCUAAACAAGUGAAAUCUUUUUUCUCUGUGUGUUUUCUACAGUAAUAAUAUUAUUAAUAAUGCUAGAAAAACAAAUCAAUAUUGUUCUCUGCUACAUGGCUUGGGCCAGUGGCAUGUUGGGACUGCUCUGGCUGUCUGGUCCAGAGCUGCCCUUGAUAUGGUGGGUGUUGGGAUCCCCUAGAACAAUCCUGGGCACGCUCAACAACAAAGCUGAGGUCACCUCUUGAUAUGGGCAGCGAGACCGCUAGACAGCAGGGUGGGCAGUAUAGCAGCAGAAUUUCCAGUUUGUCCUAAUUGUCCUGCACAAAGUUCAAACACAGCAGAUUGCCACUUAAAUAGAUGAAAAGCCUGGAGGAAGACCACAUCAUUCUCUCCACCCAGCCCUCCAAUCUAUUCUGAUUCCAAACCUGAGUUCCCAGGGGGGCCACAGCUGGGAGAGAGUAAUUUCUCCAAGCUCACCUACCCUCAGUAAUAUAGUUGAGAUCAACCGUGCUAAAGUAAUAGAUUGGAGGAAUUUUACUACAGCAUCAGCAGACCAGAGGCCAGGUUGGCAAGGUGGCCAGAGAUAUUUUCAUUGAGGGAGAGAUUGGAAGAGGGGAUAGGUGUAAUGUACCUAAUCAUCUUCUCUGGUAUGUCAAACACUCAACACCAGGGGUCUGCAACCUAAACCAGCGCGGAGCAGAUCGGGGAGCGCCUUCCGCGAUGCUGGCCAGUUUCCCAUUGGCUGCAGGAAUCUCCUGCAGCCAAUGGGAAGCUGCGCAUGCCUCCUCCGCGCCAGAAGGAGCGCCGGAAAUAGCAUUUGUGCGUGUGUGCGCAUGCGCAUACACACUCCGGCCCACCUCGGCAUGUGGGGGACCAUGAAACAGCCCAAACCACAAAAACUUUGCCGGCCCCUGCUCAGCACUAUUCCACCCCCCACACCCUUCACAGUAGGCAAUCUUGUAGGGGUAUCCCUGCCCCUCUCCAGGUCGUUCAAAGAGUUUCCCUUUACCCAGCAAAGCAAGAACAACUAUGAGUUGCUGCUUUGGGGGCUUUCCUUUUAACUAUUCAAAACAGUGGUAUUCACAAGCAAUAGUUUAAUGGCACUGCGUGCAAAAUGAGUGAAGAAGUAAACUGAAAGGGAUGUUAAUGAGAAAAAAAACACCUUUUGCACUCAACUAUUACUGGGCCCGCCUAACUCAACUCAUUGUUCUAGAUGGCUUCAUGAUAUUAUCUCACAGUCCACUCAAAAAUGAAAAUGGAUCUGUCCUUUGGUGUUGCUGCAUGAUGAUGAUCUGCCACCAGCCGUAGUCUUCCAGAAAUCACUUUUCUGACAGGGAUGGUGGAUGAUUAAUUGGGUGAUUCAUAACAGGAAACAGCCCAUCUCAGCAAUUGGGUGUUUUAUUUAUUGAAUUGUAUAGAUAAUAUUUAUGUUCCACUCAUACAGUAUUCCUGCUCCCAGGACAGCUGCUAAUACUUUUUUCUUUUCAAAAAUGGGCUGGAAGUUAGUGCAGUUGCGUUAAAACAAACAGAUGUUUCUAUUGGCUGGUUCCACUUGGCAAACCAGCAGGCAUGUUUUUGGAAAACAUAGGUAGUCCAGUAUUCCUUGCAGCACAUUACAGCAAUCUACUGAGUGCACAGCUAAUUAUGUCCAGGCUUUCUCUGUCCAGGAAGUGUCCCAUUUGGUACCCUCAAUUUGCCACACUGGCUGCAUAUCUUAGUGUAAAAAUGAUAAGUAGGCCAUCCACUUUUGUGGAUUUAUUUGCAAAGUACGUUUGUUCUGUAUGUAAUCAAGAGUGUUACAGGGGACAUUCUGAAAUAUUUCCUCCCAUUUCUCGCUCCCACAAGUUAUGGCCUGCUUAUUUCAGAGUUGGGAAAAGCCAUACCUCCCAUGGACCUUUUCUUGAGCGUCUAUAUGCAUGUUUUCUGACUAUAUACCACUUAAAAUUGCUAUUGCUAUAUUGAUUGUACUCCAGUGACAUAUUACGAAGAAUCAGGGUUGGCUGGCAAAUUAGUGGCUCACCUUUAAAAAAUAUGUUAUUUUGAUUUCUUUCUCCCCUAUGCAGCUUCGUCUGAACAGCAUCAAGAAACUCUCUACCAUUGCACUGGCCCUGGGAGUUGAGAGGACGCGCAGUGAGCUUUUGCCUUUUCUCACAGGUAAUGAAAAGACCAGGAACUCUGAUUUUAGGGAAUAAGAAUUGAGUCUAGGGGCUGUGAUGCAUGUGAGUUUGAAUUGCAGCUUGGGCAGUACCCCAAAUCCCUUUCCCAAAGCUGUAGUGAUUUCCUUUUUAGGGCUGCAGUAUAUACGUGCUCAGCGGCACUUGAGACUCUUGCAGAAUUUUAAAUCCUUUUCAAAGCUUUGCUGAUGAAUGCAGCCUUGUCAAAAGAAAGGGACUGUGUCCUUGUUGAAUUUAGUUGGUUCAAGAUUGUGCUGAUGGGAUUGCUUGUGCCCAAGGUAUACUUAUUUCCUGCACUGGAGGGCAAUAGUUCACAUCUUCAAAUUCUCACAUCAUGUUAGCUUCCAGAUUCUGUGCUCUUGACUUUGCAGAUUUUAGUCUUGAUUUGCUUUAAUUGCUUUUUUUUUCUCCCCACAGACACUAUUUAUGAUGAGGAUGAAGUGCUACUUGCUCUGGCGGAACAGCUGGGUACCUUCACAGCUCUGGUUGGGGGCCCUGAAUAUGUCCAUUGCUUGCUGGUAAGUCCAGUGAAUGACUGGGGAAGAGUGCUCUCCACAGUGGGAGAAUGUGAGAUUUUCUAACACCUCUGUUCCUUUCAAACUUUGGUGGGUGAAGUGUUGGUCAUUAGCAGAUUUGAGGGUGGUCCUAGGUUGGAAUCUGAAUUAUACUGCCCACUAGUAAAAAGGAUAUGUUGUAAAAUGGUAGCACACAUCCACCCUUUGCCUGCUUCUACAGUGCAGCUUAAUGGUAUAUGGAAUGCCUUUCCCAUUUGCUUCCAACAAUGUUGCCCCAAAACAACAGAUGCUGUAACCUUGUAUUUGGACUCUUUGCACAGUUGACAUCCACUCUCACACACCAAUACAGGUCGCACCCCUUGCUUUCCAAAUCUUCCUUCUCUUCAUACUUCUUUGAAAACAGAAUUUAUGUAUUUCCAUAAAUCGCACAGGGGCCAAAGAUUGUAACAGGGGCAUGCUGUAUUAGAAGACUGUUUUCUUCCUUAAGGGAUUUGCUGAUUUAUUGUAAAAAAUAUUUAUAAAUUGUAUUUUGGCCCUAGAGGGGGAAUCCAAUGCAGUGUACAAAACCAAAAUAUCUAAACUUAGUUUCGUGUGUGUGUGUGUGUGUGUGUGUGUACACACAUACUGCCUUGGGGACCCUUGCUAGAUUAUCAGUAAACUAGAUUAUGAAUGGAGCAGAACAUACCUAGAAACCUGGAGAAGUGGAAUUAACUCACAGACUAAAAGCUAUUAAAAACCCAUGUGGAACGGAAAGCUGACAUGGAGCCAGUCUUACAUUCCCUUGAGAGGAAGUUGCAUAGACAGGAUGCCACAUCUUUAGAUGAUUUAUCUAGCUUUCAGAACAUCACAUUUUCCUUCAAAUUUCCCCCCUCCAUUUCUCUUGUUACUUACUGUAAUAAGAAACCCGAAAAAGGUCAGGCAGUAACACAUUUGGUGUUGCAACACUCUUUGAUAUGCUAAGCUGCAGACAUUGCAUUUAAUGUGAAAUUUAUCCUCCCUCUUUGUGCUGCAGCCUCCACUCGAGAGCCUUGCUACUGUUGAGGAGACAGUGGUCCGGGACAAAGCGGUGGAGUCUCUGCGAGCCAUCUCCCAUGAACACUCUCCAUCUGACCUCGAGGCCCACUUUGUUCCCCUCGUGAAGCGCCUGGCAGGAGGUGACUGGUUCACCUCCCGCACCUCUGCUUGUGGCCUCUUCAGUGUCUGUUACCCUCGAGUCUCCAGUUCGGUCAAAGCUGAGCUCCGACAGUAAGUGAGAUGCUUUACAUUAAGGUCUGGGGGCUGUUGGUUGGGUCACCCAUGUCAAAGGGUGAGAGACACCAAUUCAGACGACUCUAUAUUUCCCAGCUAACAGUCCUUAUCCCUUUCCUGCAGGUACUUCCGGAACUUGUGCUCAGAUGACACUCCGAUGGUCAGGCGAGCGGCAGCCUCUAAACUGGGUGAAUUCGCAAAGGUCUUGGAGCUGGAACAUGUCAAGAGCGAGAUCAUUCCCAUGUUCUCUAACUUGGCCUCUGAUGAGCAGGUCUGUGUGAUGGCACCUUGCUUUCUGGGAGAGGGCUGGGGCAGAUUAGAACACAUGUAACCCAUCUCAUGUCUCUCAUACAGGACUCUGUGCGUUUGUUAGCUGUGGAGGCCUGUGUUAAUAUUGCACAGCUCCUGCCCCAGGAGGACCUGGAAUCGUUGGUGAUGCCAACACUACGGCAAGCAGCAGAGGACAAAUCUUGGCGGGUCCGUUACAUGGUGGCUGACAAGUUCACGGAGGUUAGUACGAAUCCAUGCAGUGCUUGUGUGGUAUUCGUUUUAUUUUUAAGAUUUAUACCCAGCCUUUUGAUCAAAUCAUCUGAAACUCAGACUUUGUGUGUGUGUAUACACACAUUAUUUCUUUUUUGGAAAAACCUCUCCAUUCAACUUAUUAAAAAAAUGUUGCAAAAACUCACUUCGUGCACCUUAUUCCUCUGGUCAGAAGCAGUGUCCUUUCCUCUUAUUUCUACAGUUCCUGGGUAUUUCUCAGUUGGAGCGCAAGUCUUUUUGGCAGGGAUCCAUUUGGGAUCAUCAUCAUAUAUUUUGCCUUUUCUUGCCCAUAGCUCCAGAAAGCUGUCGGUCCAGAAAUCACAAAAACCGACUUGGUCCCAGCAUUCCAGAACCUGAUGAAAGACUGUGAAGCUGAAGUGCGGGCUGCUGCCUCCCACAAAGUCAAAGGUCAGUUGCAGUCACAAUGCCUGUGGUGGCGGCUUGUGCUUUCCAAUUGUUUGGAAUCAAAACAAUUGAUUCUCUGAGGGGUGCUCCUGCCCCAUCCGUGUUCUCACUUAUCGGAAAUCCUGUAAACAGCUGUUCAUGUUUUGUGCUACAAAUACUGCUAUUUCUGUUCUAGAAAAGGUAAAUUCAACACUCAAAUAAUUCAAAUAUUGCAAAUCAGAUUUUCAUUGUUGUAUAUACCUUCUGUUCCCUCUACAUGGCUUUAUUCUGAACUUGUUAUUUGACAUCUUGAAGAAGCUAGGGAGAGGGACAAUGUAAGUGAUAGAAAAGGAAUGCUUAUAAGAGGUAAAAUGUUUAAAGGGAAAGUGAAAUGGCUCUACCAUUCAGAACACUCAAGGUCUGUGUGCUGGACCCAUUUAAAAAUGACACCUACUAUUUUUCAAGCCUUAUUUACAUAGCUAUGAUAGUUGGGCACAUGCUUAGAAUAUAACUGAUAUUCAGUAAAAUAUAAGCCUUGCUUCCUGUGAUUUGGUGUGGCUGUAGUACAGAUACAAGACUCCACACAUAGGUCAGGAAAAAAAGGUAGCACAUGACGUAGUUCUAUAAUGCCACAACAACUAACCUUUAAACAGCCAAAUGACACUCUCUAUAGAAACGAGAGACUUGUCUAAAUUCAGUUGCAGGAAGAUGUGUUUCUGGAGGUCAGUAAUUUGUACAUUAUGGUGUGUUAGGAAGUCUGACAGUGGAGUGAUGAUGCCUAAUGGACUACUAGAUUAACUCAGAGCUCAUAUCUUCCUGAUGAGCUCCUUUGUUAGCCAGCUAAACAGCAUUCCCACUGCACCACUUUGGUUGUGAAGCCCUAACAACGUGAUUACUGUUUUUCCUUAAGAGUUCUGUGAAAACCUGUCUGCUGAUUGCCGUGAAAAUGUCAUUAUGACCCAGAUCUUGCCCUGCAUUAAGGUAUGUUCCAGGACGCGAUAAUCUCUAGUGAGUCUUGAGCUUGUUUUUUGAAGCAUUUGUCGGCUUGCAAUAACAGUACAAUUAAGGGCUGAAGAAACCAUGGAGGCAAGUGUCUCACUGUUAAAGCAGGGGGCGACUUAACUAUUUGUUUGUUUAUUAAAUUUAUAUACUGCCCGUCACCUGACAAUCACAGGGCAAUUUACAUUAUAAAGCAGGGGUCAGCAAACUUUUUCAGCAGGGGGCCAGUCCACUGUCCGUCAGACCUUGUGGGGGGCCGGACUAUUUUUUUGGGGGGGGGAUGAACAAAUUCCUAUGCCCCACAAAUAACCCACUGAUGCAUUUUAAAUAAAAGCACACAUUCUGCUCAUGUAAAAACACCAGGUAGGCCCCAUAAAUAACCCAGAGAUGCAUUUAACAAAAAAGGACACAUUCUACUCAUGUAAAAACACGAUGACUCCUGGACCGUCCGCGGGCCGGAUUUAGAAGGCGAUUGGGUUGGCUCUGGCCCCCGGGCCUUAGUUUGCUUACCCAUGGUAUAAAGGUUGCUUGUAAUAGAAUAAGGAAGUAAGACAGGUAUGCUUUGCAGAUGGGUUGAAGAGUUACAGCAGAUACAUUUGUGUUCGGUGUGUCCCAUUUGCUUUUAUUUUAUGUUUGUCAGCCACCCAGAGUUCAGUGUUUGUGGUUGGCCUCACGGCAAGCAAGUAAAUUUCUGUUUGUUUGUUUUUUGUUUUUAAUACUACUUUUUUCCAUUCAGGAACUCGUGUCGGAUGCCAAUCAACAUGUAAAAUCAGCUUUGGCAUCUGUGAUCAUGGGAUUGUCUCCCAUUUUGGGCAAAGACAACACGAUUGAACACCUUCUGCCUCUCUUCUUGGCUCAGCUCAAAGAUGAGGUGAGUGGACCCCCCCCCCAUCAUUUUCCUUUGGUCCACUUGUUAACAGUUCUGUGUCAAACUGUUCAGAAUUAGGAGCAUUUCUCUGCCUUGAUCUCCUGAAGUUGCAUUAUUUCAUGGCUGCUUCACUCCCUUGCCUCGGAAGUGCUAAAUAUACCCUUCCCCAACCUGGUGUCCUCCAGAUGUGGUUGACUUACAACUCCCAUCAUCCCUGACCAUUGGCCUUCCUGGCUGGGGCUGAUGGAGUUAGGAUCCAACAGUGUCUGAAGGGCACCAGGUUGGAUACUGGGGGAGUUGUUACAUAAGAUUAGCUGAUUAGUUUCUGCACACUGCAAAUGUAAAUUAACUAUGCGGUGUGUGUGGGUGUCCCCCCCCCCCCGGAAUUCUGGGAACUCAGCUGGAGUCAUAAAUGACCGAUUUCUCUAAAGAGAGGCCAUAGAAAAGUAAUAGAGUACAUGCUUUAUAUGUUUAGGGUUCCAGGUUCAGUGCUAAGUAGCUGGGACUGAAAAGAUUUGUGAACAAACUCAAUAAUGAACGGGAUGGACCUAUGUAGGUUCCUACAUAGUACCACCCCUACCCUUGAUUUUGGUGUUCAAGGGCUUAUAUGGCCAAAUCAGGCCCAUUUAAAUUAGGGUUGGUAUCUUCCAUCUCUGAAAUGGGAGGCUGUGCCCAUUAUGGUCUGAAGGCGCAUGAGGUCACCACCUUGCUGGUGCUAAGCAAGUCUGAGUCUUGUCAGCGCCUAGAUAGUUGAUUGCCUGGGAGCCACAUGUACGCCACCUUGGGAUUUUUGAUGGAGGGAAGCUGGGGUAGUAAGAAAAUAAAUCAAAGCCACCUCACCAAGUCAAAAGGUUGCAAGCCUAGUUUAGAUGUGGUGGAAGAUGAUACGCAAGUAUUUGCAGUCGUCUAGAAGAGUGGGUGGAGUUUAGGGGUUGCAUCUGGGAGGUGGAACUGCCCUCUGAUCUCACUGUUCACAUUUCUGCAGUGCCCGGAAGUCAGACUCAAUAUAAUCUCUAACCUGGACUGUGUGAAUGAGGUGAUUGGCAUCCGGCAGCUGUCCCAGUCCCUGCUGCCAGCCAUUGUGGAGUUGGCAGAGGAUGCCAAGUGGCGUGUGCGACUGGCCAUCAUCGAGUACAUGCCCCUGUUGGCUGGGCAGCUAGUAAGUGCAUCUUUGGCUUUUUGCGUAUGAGUUUGACAUGCUGGGAGAACACAGUGAUCAAAUAUUCUUGGGUCAGCUGGGCCUGGGUUGCCGCAGGCACAUUGUUUGGCUUUGUGAAAGCUUUUGUAUGUGUUCCGCCUUGUGGGAACUGCUAGUUACUGCCCAUUUGCUUGGGGAGCAUUAACCAUUCAGCUUAAAAACUUAGAACCUUUCACAACCUUUGUACUGGUUUGCUCCCUACCUGCCAUAUGAGCGAGACCACUUUCUCCGUGUUUUGUUUCUGACUGUGAGAAUCCCAUAAACAGCAUUAUCACAAGUUAAUCUGAGCUCUCUGUAAUUUCCCCUCUGUAGGGUGUGGAAUUCUUUGACGAGAAGCUAAAUUCCCUUUGCAUGGCAUGGUUGGUGGAUCACGGUAAGGCUCUUAAGUUGAAACAUUUUCUUUCCUCCCUUAACCCUUUUUCUCCCUGUUGUUACAUUUGCAUUUGUUCAAAUAAAGGAAGGUAGAAUGCCACAUCUGGACAAGAAUUAGAGGUGCAGUCUCUCUGUGUUAACUAGAGGGGUGAUUUUUAUCACCCUUAUUUGUAGGAAAAAGGGCUGUAGAGAGGAAGGGAGACCCAAGAGCACAUGCUAAAGUGGCUCUUUGAAUUAUGGCCCAGGUGCUUUGUAUCUCUUUAAAAUAUCAAGCACUUUAUAUCCAACUAGUGAUCUCUAACAUGGAAAGUAUAUUUCAAAGCUAAUGGGAUCCAUUAUGAAAGCUCCUGUUCCAGCAGAGAGAAUUGGCUCAUCUAAGCUUUUAGUGCAGGAAUAAAAGUUGUAUUUUUUUAUAUUGAAUGGGAGAGUUCUUUUUCAGCCACAGGAGCAAUUAAGCUCAAGUUCAAUGCUAUUAUUUCACAAUGAUGGAGAGGCAAUGUAGCUCGUUUCCAUGGUGGUUUGCUGCAUUAACUCAAUAGCCUAGUUUACACAUGCUAUGGUUUAUAUAAGCCACAGAAAACCUCGUGAUUGUGGCACAUCUCAGAAGCUUCUGCUUUGUUUUACAUCAGAUAACAGACUAAACUGUGGUUAUUAAUGAUGGUUUUUUGAAAGCAUAGUUAGGGUUAACCAUUGCUUGUCCAAGUUCAGAUGACACUGCAGGCUGUGGCAAACAUACAGUGGUAGAAAAAAGGCUUCUGAACCACUUUGCUGCCACACCAGAGGGGAAGCAUGAGACCGUGAAGCCUUCUGAGGCUUGCUUUUGUAACACUAAACUAUGGUUUAGUGCAGGUAGCCAAUGUUAGGAGUCCCAGCAACACCUGAAGAGCACCAGUUCUUCCCAUCACAUCUAGACAGCAUGGCCAGUGCUUCAGGAUGAUGGGAGUCAUAGUUCAGGAAUAUCCAAGUGCUACCACAUCGGCUAUCCCUGGUUUAGCAAUGUCUGAACCAGACAAAUGUGUAUUCAAUAACAGAUGUUCACUAAUUAAAAUUUAUUUUAGUCAUUUUGUGUGGAGGGGGAAUAAUGUAACUAAAAUUUAAAUAUCUGGGGCCAUUAGGGGCUGUUGAAAACUAUGAGGCCCAAAAGCUUUAUAAACAAAAGCUACUGCUUUUUUAUCCAUUUCCUUCUGCCGUAAAAAACAAAACAUAAAACCUUUCAGUCAUUCAAUGCAUCCAGAAUGAUUCAGAAGUGAACUUGUGCCUUUCAGUCUCGUCUCCACCGAAUAAAAUGUGUGACCAAUGACCAAUUCAAAUUGUUAAAUGAGCUAUCAAUUUAUGAAAUCCGUGAAAGCCUAUCUUCCCUAAUUUCCAGCCCAGAAUAUCACUGCUGAUUUCAAAUGUUUUCGUGGAAGGGAUGCUUAACCAGUGACAAAUGCCAUGUUAGAGUGGCUGUAAAUUGCCAGUGGAAAGGUGCCUAUUGUUCUUUGGAGCGGAGCUCUGAAAUCUGUCGCACCUCCAUCUCCUGCUUUGAAUUUUAAUGGGGCAGGAAACAAGUGACAUGUAUAAGGCAUAGGAGUACAAUCCCAACUCAGUCCUGGCAGCAUUUGUGGUCUAAAAUUGAGCUGGGUUUCUAUUGUUUUCCAAUGCAAAGCAUAUAGGGCUUUUGACAUAGAGCCGCUAAGGGCCUGCAGUGAUAUCCACUCCUCCCAUUGACCGAAUUUGGUUUGGGCUCGGGACUUUAGCCAGAUCUGGUGCACGACCUUAAUAAGCACCCACACAUGCAUGAAAAUCUUGCAAACUUCAGAGUGGGUGGGUGGCUUCCUUUGCCAAAUGUGCUGAAGAAGUUGGACAAUAGCAUUAGUUCGGAGUGUUCUCACCUUUUAACCUGUGCUGACACUGCUCUCCUCUCCAGUCUACGCUAUCCGAGAGGCAGCUACUAGCAACCUCAAGAAGCUUGUGGAGAAGUUUGGCAAGGACUGGGCCCAUGCCACCAUCAUCCCCAAGGUGCUGGCCAUGUCCAACGACCCCAACUACUUGCACCGCAUGACCACGCUCUUCUGCAUCAAUGUGAGUUGGGGCAAGGGUGGGGUAGAGGAGGAAGUUGGGAUGAACUCAGGGCAAAGGGAAGAAUGUGUUCUCCACCAUGAAAGAGCUGACAUACUGCAUUAAAAAUGUUCUCCCUUUUUCCUCUUCCGUCACGUAUAAGUCAUUAAUCGUUCUAAUAUUGCCACAUCCCAUAUUCUGUUAAACGAUUUAGACCUAGAAGAAACUUCAGUUCCAUUUGGAUGCAGUUAAAAUUCUUGCUCCAGAUAAUAAUUUGAGUAUUUUAGUGGAGUUUUCCAUUUCUGCAUGAUUUACUUCAUGUAACUGUUUUCUGAAUCAAAAAUAAGUGGUGCAUAUUUUUAAUUGCAACUUUUGAGGCAUUUUGUGUGCAGAACUUUGGAUUUGCCCUCCCCCCCCCAUGUAAACUAACUUCAGUGUAAACCACUGAGGAACAGGCGGGUGAUGGGGGGCAUUGGAAAGGGAUGAACUCCUAUGCCAGGUACAAAAGAGCUCCCCCACCCCCACCCCGGUGAGAUUUUCUGCUUUUCAAACUUGAGAAUAAAAACUUUCAGGUUCCCGAUUUCCCCCCUUUAACACACAAGUUGGAUUGCCUGUCUCUUAAGUUCUUUUGAAAUUAAUGGUCUGAAGUUAGUCCUUUCCAUUCAUUUUCCAUACAUCUAUUCUGAGGUUAAUUAGCAUUGGAUACACCAGAGUUCUUCUUUUUUUAUCACCAAGUACUCACGGAGCUGUUUUGCAUAGAAAUAAGCUGCCCAGGGAAGUCCAUUAGGAGACAUUGGGUUGUUGAUUGGUUUAGAUAUUGGUCAUCAUGCUUUGAGAGGAGGAGGAGAGUCCUCAAACUGCUCCUUUAUUGAGUGCUUCUUGUAGGACUCCUAUGGGACAGAUUAAUUAUGCUCUUUCUGCGAAACGUGUUGAGAAAUUUUAGGGGUGCUUUACUUGUUUAGUGGAAACCCCCCAUGCUUUCUGAGGGCUAGGGCAUCAUUUUAGGUCCAUCAGCAAGCAUGGCAUUCAAAGUGAGCAGCACAGACCUAGCAGCCAAGGGAAGCUCAAAGUCUCCCACAUACCCUGUGGAUCCCACUUGAUCAUGAUCCAGCUCCAUCGUGCCUUUUCCUUUGCUAGGUGUUGUCAGAGGUGUGUGGGCAGGAGAUCACCACCAAGCACAUGCUUCCCACUGUGUUGCGGAUGGCAGGCGACGCCGUAGCAAACGUCCGCUUCAACGUGGCCAAGUCCCUUCAGAAAAUUGGACCAAUCCUGGACAACAGGUAUGACAGAUCACUGGGGGCACCAUUGCACCUGACGCCUUUAUGGCAGCAGUCCCAAAACUCCUCCCGGUUGAAGGAUGCAUUUAUGGGGAGGGGGGAAAGUGGGAGAAGCACUUGGGGCCUUUGAAGACCUUUGGAUUUACUGCCUUGGCCUUUCACUCACUUUUUCCUACUCAUCCCUCUGCCACUCUUAUCCCCGCAGCACCCUUCAGAAUGAGGUGAAGCCAGUGCUGGAGAAACUAACACAGGACCCCGAUGUGGAUGUCAAAUACUUCGCCCAGGAGGCGCUGACUGGUGAGUCAGGAACGUCCUUUUCCCCAACAGGAACAACCUCACCUUGUGUCAAGACAAAACACUCGCUUCCCAUCUUCUCAACUAGGAAGGAUGUGCUUGUCAGCUUGAGGCCUUCUCCUCUCAACCUCUGUUCCCGAGUUGCCUUGCAGCUUGCUCCUGUCCCAGAUCUGAGACAGGUGCAAACUCUUGGAAGAGUGCCCAAGUGUUUCUCCUGAUACUUGAAUUCUUCCAGCCAAAGGGAAGACGAGUGAGGAGGAAAAGGAGUUGCUGCAAGGGGAGGCUUUCUUUACCAGCUCCAAGAUCAGCAGGGGUGGGAGGGAGAGGUGUACAUAAAAGAGAGCUUGGAUGGGGAAGCAUACAGACCUUGUGGUUUGCUUGAAUUUGGAGCACGGGCUGUGAAAGAGGAGCCCUCCUGGAUGAGACUAAAUGCCUAUCUAGUCCACCCUCCUGGUCCCCACUGUGGCGAACCACAUGCCUGUAGGAAGCUCACAAGCAGGACCUGGGGCAUGUUGCUGCUUCCCAGUAGCCUGGAGCCACUGAUCAUGGAGAUAGGUUAUAGCCCUUAUGACUACUGCCUCUUGAUAGCCUUGGUGUCAUAUUGUAUGGUCAUGAAUUCCACUAUGUGCGGUGUAAAGUAUCUCCUAUUGUUUGUUCUGACUCUCCCACCUUCCAGCUUCAGUAGAUGGUCCUUGGAGAGGGAGAGAAAUGCUGCUCUUUCCAUUUUCUUCACCGCACAUCAUUCCAUAGAUUUGCUUUCUAAACAAAAAAGGCCCAAGCAUUGCAACCUUCCUUUGUUUUGGCAGUAGCUCUCACAUCUUCCUUCAAUCCCCACCCUCUGAUAGUUUGAUUUGUCCUUUUUGUAACCCUGGAGCUGAAUAUUUGUCAGGUUAGUUUGCACAAUCCAUUCGAUUCCUCCUGGCUCAGUACUAUUGUCUAAGCGGGUGGACUGACUCCACGGGGGAGAGAUUGGUGGUUGAGGUGACACGGAGAUUACGGCUGAAUGGCUUCUGAUGACUCAUUAAUACCUACAAGCUGCCGGCUCCUGUCGCAGCCAUCAGCCAACAAGGACAAGAGGGUGGAGCAGCAGCCCUCUUGCCUCUCCUGGCUGUACAGUCACUUGUCUCUGCACUUGAUGAUCCCUCACAAUAGAUGUUCAUAAUUGCAUAUGGGAUUGUUCAUGCAAGAAAGAAACCCAACCAUCUGGAAAUCUGGCAGUGGAGGAAUUUGUAUGUGACUUUCUGCAAGUAACCCUUAGAAUUUAACUCGUUUUCUUUCUCUCUUUUCACAGUGUUGGCACUGGUUUGAGCCCUAGGAGCCCCGACGCUGUUGUCUCUUCCACUUGGGCCCCAAUUGGACCGAUCUUUCUCUCCCCCUCCCCAUUUCCCUGCAUGUCUACGACCAGCCCCCAUCCCAAGUGGAUCCAUAUGGUGAUAUUGGUCAGUGGCUGACUCUGGAGUCCACCUCCCUCUUCCACUCUUAGCUCCAUGUUCUGAAACCUUCCUCGGCAGCUGUGAUACUUCCUCCCUAUCUCAUCUUAGCCAGGCUCCAUCUUUAGUUUUGUUGUGCCACCAGGUGGCAGCAAAUGGCAGCCUCUCCCUCGCCCCCCCCCCCUCCAGUCCUGCCUCCUGGUGCAAGCUCAUGAGAGGCAGAGCAGCCCCUUCAAACCUACACUUGGCAUGGUCAAUGUGAACACUCUGGGGAGGCAAAGUGCUUGGAGCUUCUGUAACCUUUUGGCCACAGUUUGCAUGAGAACUUCCCCACAGUGCUGUAUGUAGCUGUGCAUGAGGUAUUGAUUUGGCCUUCCUCUUGAUGAACUUUGCUCAGUGGGCAGCCAGAUUGCCCCUGCCACUCCCCCAUCCCAGCGAUUUAAAAAGUCCCAGGGGGUCCUCCAUUCAGUGUCUCUAACACCACUUAAUCAGAUAGAGCAUUGGUUACAAAACUAACUAGUUCUCAGGGGGGUUCCUUUGUUAGCAAACUUCUCUUAUGCUCUAAGUUGAAUGCAGCAGAGGCCUCUCCCCUCCAGCCCCAGAGAGGGGAGGAAGGGGUGCUUAAAUCCCUAUUGUUUUAAUUUCUCACCAAACUCACUACUAUUCUUUCUCAGUUCAGGUCCCCCUCGUACCCUGUGUUUUGUGCUGGAAGGAACUUCUGUAGGUAGCAUGUUGGGAGAAGCAGCUCUUUGCAGAAAAUAUUACUUUGGGGCGGUGAAGGAUAUGAACCCAGCAGGAAGUGUUGCCUUGGGUCCUCAGCAUUUGGGAGACUGCCUCUAGGCUAAAAGUUUGUCAAACACACAUCCGGUAUCUUAGCCAGGCUUUUUAAGCUUGGCCCUACCUAAAUUUGGAGGGGUAAAGGGAUGCUUUUAUGAAGACAUCAGUCGGCAGGAGGGACAAUCAGGUCGCUGUCUCCUGCAAUGCUUGGACUAUCCAGUGUGGCAUAUUAGCCAAUUGGAAUCUCCAGCAUCUAUCAUGAAAAACCACCACCAACUUCCUCUUCCCCUCCCCUUAGUCUGCCCUGAUUAUGUCCUGACCCCUCUUUUUUUUUUUAAUUCCCAGCUGCUGCCUCUGUGGUUCUUGCACUGAACAAGUAUCUAAGUGUGUUUUCUAACCACACACCCCUUAACACAAACACACACAACACCCUCUGUUAGUGGCAUGUAAUUUUAAAACUGUUGGAAUUUUUUUUUAACUUUUGUUUUUUUGGUGUACACUUGUUUUUCCCCCCUCCUCUCUACGAUUAAUAAAAUGCUCGAUCGUUAUUUGGCAUCUCAUUCACUUUGGGCUGGGGUGACAGGAACAGAGUAAUACUAUUUGAGACAGGAGUGGGGGAAACUUGGGCCUGUGGGCCUGAAUUCAGUCUUCCAGGCUUCUUUAUCCAUCCCUCAAGAUGCUACACACGCACACCAGUUAGCCCUGCUCUGUAUCCUAGAGUGCUUUCGCCUGUAUGGAAUGUGUACUUGAACUGUAAUCAUGUCUCUUGCUCACCCAAAUGGAGACAGGCUCGGGGUGGGAGGGCAGGAGACAUGUAGCAAUUUCUGGCCUUUGCACUGCUGGGCAAAAAUUCACAUUUGCUGCUUCACCCACUGGCCCCACACAGUCCUUGCAGGAUGCCCACAGCAGAACGUGGCUUUCCAGAAGAAACAGGUUCCCUGGCCACUGCUUUAGUGAGAAGUAGUUGCAGGAAGCCUGUCGCCUCUAGGUUAUAGCUCUGUAUUUGUAUUCACGUCUGUACAUCUCAGUUGGGCUUUGUGCAAGAGAAAUCAUCCUGCAGAAUUGGGACCCAAGACUCAUAGGUUGUGAACCCUAAGCAAAUACUUCUCUGCACUAGAGAACAAAUCCCUCUAUAUAACAAGCUUCUGUUAUCUGGAG
Molecule: messenger RNA, 18129 nt
Organism: Podarcis lilfordi (Lilford's wall lizard)
Lineage: Eukaryota; Metazoa; Chordata; Lepidosauria; Squamata; Lacertidae
Source: the annotation of a GenBank genome assembly